AUGGUAGAGGAGAUGAAAGCUCUAGCAAAGAAUAAGACAUGGGAACUUAUUACUCUUCCAAUGGGGGAAAAACCAGUUGGAUGCAAGUGGGUGUUCACUGUGAAACAUAGACCAGAUGGUUCAAUUGAAAGGUAUAAGGCUAGGCUGGUAGCAAAAGGCUUCACACAGAUGUAUGGGGUAGAUUACCAGGAAACGUUUGCUCUUGUUGCUAAAAUGAAUACCAUCAGAAUUUUACUAUCAUGUGCAGUAAAUCUUGAGUGGGAUUUACAGCAGUUUGAUGUAAAAAAUACCUUUCUACAUGGUGAUUUGGAAGAAGAAGUAUAUAUGAAAAUCCCUCUCGGGUUUGAGAAUGGGAAGACCAAAGGAAAAGUUUACAGAUUAAAGAAAGCACUGAAGUACAUACCAGAUCUGUUGGAGGAAAUAGGAAUGCUAGGUUGCAAACCAGCAGAGUCUCCCAUUGAGGCAAAUCACAAAUUGCAAACAGGAGUUGGGGGAUCCGUGGAUAUUGGGAGAUAUCAGAGGUUGGUUGGUAGACUGAUUUACCUUUCGCAUACCAGACUAGAUAUAGCAUAUACAGUGGGUCUAGUGAGUCAGUAUGUGCAUGAUCCUUGUGAACCUCAUUUGGAGGCUAUUUUUUGCAUCUUGCGAUACUUGAAAUCUGUAGCUGGGAAAGGACUUCUUUUCUCAAAGUAUGUCCAUCUUCAGAUUAAGGCAUUUACAAAUGCAGAUUUGGGUGGAUCUCUUGAUGAUAGGAGAUCGACAUCUGGUUACUGUACUUUUGUUGGUAGUAAUCUAGUCACUUGGAGAAGCAAAAAGCAAAAUGUGACAGCUAGAUCCAGUACAGAGAUUGAGUUUAGAGUAAUGGCUUAA
This is a messenger RNA of Hevea brasiliensis (rubber tree), 870 nucleotides long. RefSeq lists its product as uncharacterized. Lineage: Eukaryota; Viridiplantae; Streptophyta; Magnoliopsida; Malpighiales; Euphorbiaceae. The coding region runs from base 1 to 870 and encodes 289 amino acids. The record is from RefSeq and is a predicted model, not a curated record. The transcript has 2 exons.